CAUUCCUUCAUUCAAAUAAAAUGGCCACUACACCUACUCUUCGUCAAAAGAAUCAACUUUAUAGAAAUAGAUCUGCUAAGGGAGUAGUAGCUACUAAAGCUGUAGAAAAAUCAAAGAUAAUUCGUAAACCAAAUUAUUCAUAUUGGGCAAUUGGCUUGAUUUGCUUUGCAUUAUUUGGUGGCAUUCUUCUUCAACUUAUCGAUCUUAUUUUUUAAGUAAAUUUGUAUAUAAAUUAAUAAAAAUGUUGCACAUAAUAAUUAUUCAAAAGAAGAA
This is a messenger RNA of Cokeromyces recurvatus, 273 nucleotides long. RefSeq lists its product as uncharacterized. Gene Ontology annotation, cellular component: endoplasmic reticulum. The record is from RefSeq and is a predicted model, not a curated record. NCBI's taxonomy places the organism in Eukaryota, Fungi, Mucoromycota, Mucoromycetes, Mucorales, Mucoraceae. Bases 21 to 215 code for a protein of 64 amino acids. The transcript is spliced from 4 exons.